Messenger RNA from Amphiprion ocellaris (clown anemonefish), 1596 nucleotides. Its product is annotated as major histocompatibility complex class I-related gene protein-like. Gene Ontology annotation, cellular component: external side of plasma membrane. The annotation marks the transcript as partial. The record is from RefSeq and is a predicted model, not a curated record. The transcript is spliced from 9 exons. Gene Ontology annotation, biological process: immune response. NCBI's taxonomy places the organism in Eukaryota, Metazoa, Chordata, Actinopteri, Pomacentridae.
CUGUUUCUUCUCCUUUGUCAUUUUUCAUCUCCAGGUAAGACAACAUUUAUGAAACACUCAUUUUCCGGUAUUUUCACUGCGUCUACCGGAACUUCAAACUUGCCAGAGGUGGUUGCUGUUGCAUUGGUGAAUAACAUUGAAGCAAGUUACUGUGACAGUAAAAUCGAGAAAGCUAUACCCAAACAGGACUGGAUGGAAAACCUGAGAGAUGGAGAGCCAGAGUAUUGGAAGGAGUACGCACAGGACUGUGCAGUUAAUCGCCUAUUCUUUGAAGAACAAUUCCACAUAUUGAAGCGCCGCUUAAAUCAAACUACAAGUGUUCAUAUUUUACAGAAGGUGAUUGGCUGUGAAUGGGAUGACGAGACCGAGACGUCUCAUGGAUAUCAACAUUAUGGUUUUGACGGAGAGGACUUUUUAGUAUUUGACCUGAAGACACUGACAUGGAUCGCUACUAAACCACAGGCUGUCAUCACCAAACACUACUGGGACAGACAAAAAACUACAAAUGAUUUAUGGAAGUACUACCUCACACAGGUUUGCGUUGACUGGUUGAAGAAACAUCUGAAGUAUGGGAGGAUCUCUCUGAUGAGAACAGAUCUUCCUUCAGUGUCUCUCCUCCAGAAGACUCCCUCCUCUCAGGUCACCUGCCACGCUACAGGUUUCUACCCUGACAGAGCUGACUUGUUCUGGAGGAAAGAUGGAGAGGAGCUUCAUGAGGAUGUGGACAAAGGAGAGAUCCUCCCCAACCAUGAUGGAACCUUCCAGAUGAGUGUUGACCUGAAGAUUUCAUCAAUCACUCCUGAAGACUGGAAGAAGUACGACUGUGUGUUUCAGCUGUCUGGUGUGAAAGACGACAUCAUCACCAAACUGGACAAAUCAGUGAUCAGAACCAAUCAGAAAAAGCCCUUGGACGUGACCAUUCCCAUCAUUUCUACAAUAGUUAUCAGUGUCAUACUACUUGGUGGUUAUAUUUUUUACCAAAAAAAAGGAGGGGGAACCAAUUCAUCGUCGCACAAUUCGAUUAGACAUCUGCAUAUUGAGCAUCUGCACCCCACGAAAAUCUGCCAAUACCUUCCCUCCAUCCCCCCACUGGCCCCCCACGGGGGUAGCGCCCCACGACCCCAGGGGCAGCCCAUGUCCCUGCUCCCCACCCGCCUCCCCUGGUCUCCCCCUCCUGCCCCCUCCUGCCCCCUCCUGCCCCCUCCUGACCCUGUCAGGGCCCGGCUACAAUACCUGACCCGCCCCAGAGACGGGACGAUUGGAGUUCAAGGAAGUGAGCGUCAGCAGCUCUUGGUCGUAAAACUGCUUUUGGUCGCUCUCCCGGAGUGCUCUGGUUGGGGAGAGGACAGAGAAUCUCUGUGUCACCUCGCGAUGGCACGGGAUCUGGCUGUGACCCCUGACCCCCUGACCCUCACUCCUGACCCCUGGACCCAUUCCCACGCCACGCCUUUUUGUGUCCACCUCGCCAUGCACAUACACAUACUUGGAAACACAAGCACCCCCAACCCGACUCUGACACCUCCUGGGCCACAUUCUAACACCCCAAUCCCCUCAGAUCCAUCCCCUCAGCAGGGGCCUCCGGGUAUCAAGGCCUGA